AUGAAGAGAAUCGCGGUGAAUUGUAGUGUCACACCUCCUACUCCUACUUCUACACAUUCAUAUAAUAACCGUUCUUCUCGUCUAAAGCUUUUCGCUUCUUCAUGGCUUCCAAAUUAUUAUGCUACUCAUCACAACAACAGCACCUUCACUGCUUUCGCUUCUUCCGUCUCUGGUUCAGAGCAGUUGUUGGAUGUGGGAUUGAAGAAGAAAAGGAGAGAGAUAGCUGGAAUAGACCAAGAUGAAUUAGUGGAUCCGAAGCUUUUGGCUGAUCCAGACAGUUGUUUUUGUGAGUUUAAAGGAGUGCAUAUACACCACAAGAUAUAUGAUUCUGAAUCCAAUUCCCUGGAACAAACCAACAAGAUGUGUUUGCCUAUGAUUCUGUUACAUGGAUUUGGAGCCUCGGUUUUCUCUUGGAAAAAAGUUAUGAAGCCUUUGGCUGAGGCUACAUGUUCGAAAGUUUUAGCUUUUGAUAGGCCAGCGUUUGGAUUAACAUCUAGGGUCAACUUAUCUUCUGCAACAGGAGAUGCUAAACCUCUAAAUGCUUACUCCAUGGCAUUUUCAGUGCUUGCUACCUUGCACUUCUUUGACUUAUUAAAAGCUGAGAAAGUAAUUUUAGUUGGGCAUUCAGCUGGUUCAAGUGUAGCAGUUAAAACAUAUUUCGAAGCUCCUGAACGUAUUGCUGCUAUAAUUUUAAUUGCCCCCGCAAUUUUCGCUCCACUUACUACACCCAAAGUUGUUAGAGAGAAUCAACCAAGACAAGAUAAUGAAAUGAAAGAAGACAAUGUUUCUAUCAGAAAAAAUCCAAUUGUUGAACUUUACACGUCGCUGUCCAAGAUUAUCAAGAACGUUGCAAUGGCAAUAACAAAGAUGAUGAAGCCGAUGAUAGAUAUACUUAACUCUUUGUAUAGGAAACUGUUAUCAACUAUCCUGCUUUCUUCCCCUGCAAUAAUGCUGGUAAGAAUGGCAAUUGAUAAGUUUGGUACUGCUGCAGUUCGAAAUGCAUGGUACGAUCCAAAACAGGUCUCCGAGCAUGUCCUUGGUGGUUAUACAAAGCCAUUGAGGGUUAAGGAUUGGGAUAGGGCACUGGUGGAAUUCACUGCUGCAUCGCUUCUGGAUGAGGAACCUAAUACAAAGCCAGCACUUUCUAAAAGACUUAAUGAAAUAUCUUGUCCGGUUCUGAUUGUAACUGGUGAUAGUGACCGAAUAGUUCCUUCAUGGAAUGCUGAGAGACUUUCAAGAGUCAUACCAGGAGCAUCGCUUGAAGUAAUUAAGCAAUGUGGCCAUUUGCCUCAUGAAGAAAAAGUGGAUGAAUUUAUUUCAAUUGUUGAAAACUUUCUAAGGAAACUAGCAGGCAAUUCAAACGAACAAUAUCUACAACCCGCACUGUGA
Messenger RNA from Vicia faba (fava bean), 1389 nucleotides. NCBI's taxonomy places the organism in Eukaryota, Viridiplantae, Streptophyta, Magnoliopsida, Fabales, Fabaceae. The record is from the annotation of a GenBank genome assembly.